Molecule: messenger RNA, 420 nt
Organism: Colletotrichum destructivum
Lineage: Eukaryota; Fungi; Ascomycota; Sordariomycetes; Glomerellales; Glomerellaceae
Exons: 1
Coding region: 1-420 (139 amino acids)
Source: RefSeq, a predicted model, not a curated record
AUGCGCAUGACAGAGAGUGGGAACCAAGCCAAGAGACCUCCCACAGUCUCUCACCCUCUCAGAGUCCCCUUCCCCCUCCCCCAAGCGAACGUUGUCUUCCGCUCCGUGACCGCCAAGGUUACGUUACUUGCUUGCUUUGCCCAGAUGCUUCAUGAACAGCCCCACCCUCGGCCCCGUGUCUCCGGUCCACUUGAACCCCCAUUGCCCCUCUACGAUGUAGGCCACCCUUUGCACUUCCAGAUCCGAUCCCUGGCACAAGUCGUCACGUCAGAUCCCAAACCGGCUCUCCUGUCAACCACCGCAGCUGAAACUCUGCCGUCUGCAACGCGGAGCAAGGGUCGCCUUGUUCCCCGGCAAAGGCGAACCAUCUUCCGUGUGGCUUAUCUCGUCGUACGAACUCUGCCGCCUCACCGGAACUGA